AUGGAUAUCGUUGGUAUGGUCACGCGUCUACCGACGCUCGUCUUCGGAGCGUCGCGUUGUGAUGAUAGUUUCGCAGAUCGAUUGUCGUAUAAAUAUACAGUUUUAGUGCUUGUUCUCUUUGCAAUUAUUGUUACCAAUAAGCAAUUCGGCACCAAACAUAUUCAAUGUUGGGUUCCUGCACAGUUUACGAAAAACUACGAGGAAUAUGUCAAUGACAUAUGUUGGGUAUCGAAUACAUAUUAUAUACCUCUUGAUCAUAAAGUACCAAAAUACGAUCGUGAACGACGCCAGAAUGAAUUACGAUACUACCAAUGGAUACCAUUUAUACUUCUUCUCCAAGCAUUUUGUUUCUAUUUUCCACAUAUUGUUUGGCGUUCACUAUCACGUCGUAGUGGUAUCGACGUUCGUGAUAUUGUUGAUGCAGCUAUUAAUUACAAAUCUGUCGAUACGGCCACGAAAGACGAUAAACAUAAAAGUGAAUUAAUGGAGUAUAUAGUUGAAGCAAUUGAUAAAUAUGUCGAUGAUCCGCGUCGACAAGCUGAAGAACGUGACAAACAUAUGAAUUUAAAACGCAUCUUCAUGACUGUUUGUAUAUUUAUGGGUAAAUAUUUGGGUAAUUACUUGAUUAUCGUCUAUUUCACCACGAAAGCAUUGUUUAUAACAAAUGCUGUAUGUCAAAUCUUUCUGUUGAAUUUAUUUCUUGGACAAGAAUUUCAUCUAUUCGGAAUUCAAGUUGUUCAACGAAUUCUUCAAGGACGAGGAUGGGAUACACAAUCGAUCUAUUUUCCUAAAGUGACUCUGUGCGAUUUUCAAAUUCGGGAAGCACUUCACCCAAGAGAUUCACAUCGCUAUACAGUUCAAUGCGUUCUCCCACUGAAUCUUUUCUCUCAACAAAUUUUUACCUUUAUUUGGUUCUGGUAUAUGAUGGUCUUCGUUGUUUCAAUAUUCGAUGUCAUCGUAUGGGUUACACGAUUUUUCCCCGACAAACAAUACAAUUAUAUUAAACGGCGUCUACAGUUGAUGAAACGUGAUACAGAUUUCAGCUCGCAUCCACCCGAGUAUAUGAAAGGAUGGUAUCGUGAGUUUAUAUUCGGGUAUCUUGAGCCAGAUGGAAUAUUUAUGCUUCGUCUUCUAUCCUCGAAUACAAGCGAUUUUGUUUGCACCGAGGUUAUCAACCAAUUGUGGCACGCAUUUCACACAAAAGAUUUGAAACACAUGAAGCGUAAACGUAAACAAGAAUUAGGUGGUGAACCAGUGAGAAAAGAAAUAGAACGGCAGAUUUCAGAUCCAGUCGAUUUGACCGAAUGUUACGAAUCCAUCCGACGUCGAACUUCCAGUGUUCCACCACCACCAUCGAUGCAUCCAGCAAGUCCAUCAACAGCGACGGAAAAAACAAAUAAUGGUUAUGGAUUAUUAACAUCCCGAAAGCCAUCCUCUCUUACACCGCUAGUCGAAGGCGAUGUAUAA
Messenger RNA from Adineta ricciae, 1467 nucleotides. The record is from the annotation of a GenBank genome assembly. Lineage: Eukaryota; Metazoa; Rotifera; Eurotatoria; Adinetida; Adinetidae.